CAGGAUUCAUGUGACGUUCUUCUUGUAAUUUCAAUGUCUUCUCAACUUGUUCAAUAUGUUAUCGUGAGAGGGGACCUUUUAAGGCUGUUGUCAUGGCCAACAGGUGCUGUGAUAGCCCAAGCAUGUCAUGCAAGCACAGCUGUUCUUUGGACAUAUCGUAAUGACCCUCAUACAAUUGAGUAUACCAGUGAACUAGACCACAUGCACAAAGUUGUACUAGAGGUGAGGCAUGCCACGAAUGUUACGUUUUGUUAGAAUCAAAUGAUGGGUCAUACGGGUUAACCUCCAUUACAGUCAGGGCAGGUCAAGCGUAAUCCCCAAGAUUGCGUUAAUGAAAAUAUUAUUCGAUGGUUGAAUCUGCUGGUACUUGCAGAUUUCAGUUUCAUCUCUGCACUUCUGCAUAUGUAAUGAGGAGUUAAUCCACACACAAGGUAGCUGUGAAAACAAUUCUUAGUAAUGAGUAGUCUUUUGGCAUCAAUCACUACCUGAAAACCUGGAAGUGAUUUUGAUUGCCUGAUUGUUGAGACAUUUGCAUAGUUAUGGGUAAUAAUUUUUUUAUUAUGAGAAAUUUUGCGGGAUAACUGUCAUUUACAUACAGAUUGUAUGCUGUGACUUAAACAUUACCUUUGGAUUAAAAAACUGGGACUCAGUGGGUUUUUGAUUAAAGCAUUUUUUUGGUUUUGGCAGUGAUUUUGUUAGUAGUCACAGUACAGUAAUUAGAGUAGGCUGGUUAUGAAAGGUGACAANUUCAAUGUCUUCUCAACUUGUUCAAUAUGUUAUCGUGAGAGGGGACCUUUUAAGGCUGUUGUCAUGGCCAACAGGUGCUGUGAUAGCCCAAGCAUGUCAUGCAAGCACAGCUGUUCUUUGGACAUAUCGUAAUGACCCUCAUACAAUUGAGUAUACCAGUGAACUAGACCACAUGCACAAAGUUGUACUAGAGGUGAGGCAUGCCACGAAUGUUACGUUUUGUUAGAAUCAAAUGAUGGGUCAUACGGGUUAACCUCCAUUACAGUCAGGGCAGGUCAAGCGUAAUCCCCAAGAUUGCGUUAAUGAAAAUAUUAUUCGAUGGUUGAAUCUGCUGGUACUUGCAGAUUUCAGUUUCAUCUCUGCACUUCUGCAUAUGUAAUGAGGAGUUAAUCCACACACAAGGUAGCUGUGAAAACAAUUCUUAGUAAUGAGUAGUCUUUUGGCAUCAAUCACUACCUGAAAACCUGGAAGUGAUUUUGAUUGCCUGAUUGUUGAGACAUUUGCAUAGUUAUGGGUAAUAAUUUUUUUAUUAUGAGAAAUUUUGCGGGAUAACUGUCAUUUACAUACAGAUUGUAUGCUGUGACUUAAACAUUACCUUUGGAUUAAAAAACUGGGACUCAGUGGGUUUUUGAUUAAAGCAUUUUUUUGGUUUUGGCAGUGAUUUUGUUAGUAGUCACAGUACAGUAAUUAGAGUAGGCUGGUUAUGAAAGGUGACAAGCUUUAAAGAUAAAAACAGCGGUGCUGCAGAUCCAGUUGGGAGCUCCCCGAACAUGCACAAUCCUUUGUUUUUUGUUCACAAAUUGUGGUGGAAUAACUUAAUGAGAUGUUUUUGUAAAGGGUUUGAACCCAGGAGUCAUUUCAAAAGUAGGUUGAGUUUGAUCGUCUGGGUGAACGUAGUCCUGAAUAGGACAAUAAUAUUGUUGACAGUGACUGACGUUUCGACAACCUGUGCGGUAGUCAUCUUCAGAGUCAAAGAGAGUUGUAUCACGUCAGCUGAUGGUAUUAUACUCUGGUUAUUGAUCUGAUUGGUCAAAUACGCCACGAUGUUAUUGGUCAUCUGUCAGUUAAGCUGUGAUGUCAUUGGCUCUGAAGACUGGUAAUCAGUAAUUGGUGCGUUUCGAUCCGUGAUACAACUCACUUUGACUCUGAAGAUGACUACUGCACAGGUUGUCAAAACAUCAGUCACUGUCAACAACAGUCCUAUUCAGGACUACGUUCACCCCAACGAUCAAACUCAACCUACCUUUGAGAUGUUUUUAUUGGUCAAUGAGAUCAAAAUGAUAAAAAUGCUAUUGAACAUUGUGCUCCUUCAAAUCCACAAAGGCAUAUAACAAAUUAAUAAUGUGUUUGAUGGGCUUCAUAACCUUUCCACUCUCAUAACUAUGGUCACAGCAGUUUUUCAACUAGCGAAUCUUUGAACUUCCUUUCACUUCCAGAGUAAAGUGUAAUGAUUCUAUUAUCUUCAGUAAUGAGCUACCAUAAACUGCUCAGGGCUUAUACAUCUUUGUGAGGGGAUUUAGAAGGUCUUAUAAACAGAGGGGCUUAUAUCCCAGGGGGCUUGUAACCAGAAUAGAAAUGCAAAAAAACAUACUCUAUUAAACUCUUCUCAAAUUGAAAAUUAAAUACAAAUUUAGUAUAACUAUAGUUAAAAAAAGAAUUCUUGGUGGUCUGGUGGUUUUCAACAGAGCAAAUGUAAACAACUGUCUAUAAACUAAAAAGCACUUCAAAACAAACUAUAGCAUUGUUGAUCAAAAUAUGUGUUACAUUAACUGGUUUUUAAUAGAGAGGAGAAGUGUGACGUCACAUUACCAUGGUAGCACUAUUUCUGGAUGACAACAAAACCAACGGUGACAGCAAUGAGAACGGCAAAAAAUAUAUGUUUAUAUUAACAAACAACAACUUUGCACGUGAAUCACGCUAUUUUGUACAUUUCUUUGCCAUUGUUGCACCACUACGACACUGGAAACUUCCUAAUUUCACGAGCCCGCUUUAUGGAGUUAGUGAACAAAACACAAAAGUUGUCUCUGUCUUGUUUUAAACUUAGAUAACAAUAGACGCUGUCUCAAGGAAAAUUUUGUCAAUUUAAAUGAAAUUGAAUAAGAUCGCUGAAGUUUGAAAUAAUGCGAGUAGACUUUUAAAUAACUGUAUCGCUUUGUUGUCAUCCAAAAAUUUUGCUACCAUGGCAACGUGACGUAACGACUUCUCCUCUAUGGGCAUUAACCCUUAAAACGUCAAAAUAAAUCGAAUUCAUUUUAAUACAAGCUAGAGGGGUCCUUAUAUCUGAGAGGGCUAAUGAUCGGAUGCAUUUUUUGUUUACAAGUAUAUGGGCCUACGGCAGUUAACGGUAUUCCCCGUAUCAAUGCUUUAAUUCUUAUCUUCAAUAAUAAUGGUUUUCAUUCAGGCCUCAAAUCAAGAGGAGUUGGAAAAGCUGUCACAGGAUUUAACAGCCAGUAAAAUUGAUCACAAACUGUGGGUGGAACAACCAGAGAACUUUCCAACUUGCCUUGCCACCAAACCUUAUCCAAAACAACAGAUCCAGUCGUUCUUUAAGAAACUGAAAUUGUUUAAAUAA
Molecule: messenger RNA, 3319 nt
Organism: Porites evermanni
Lineage: Eukaryota; Metazoa; Cnidaria; Anthozoa; Scleractinia; Poritidae
Source: the annotation of a GenBank genome assembly